Molecule: messenger RNA, 317 nt
Organism: Morus notabilis
Lineage: Eukaryota; Viridiplantae; Streptophyta; Magnoliopsida; Rosales; Moraceae
Product: guanine deaminase-like
Exons: 3
Biological process (GO): purine nucleoside catabolic process
Molecular function (GO): guanosine deaminase activity
Source: RefSeq, a predicted model, not a curated record
UUACUUUCUGCAGUUGUGGAGGCAAAAGACGGUACCAUCUCCGUGGCGUCUGCAUUUCCCGGUCACCAAGAUGUUGUGCAGGACAGAGACCACAAAUUCUUGACACAAGCAGUGGAAGAAGCUUACAAAGGAGUUGACUGUGGAGAUGGAGGUCCAUUUGGCGCGGUCGUUGUUAGGAAUGAUGAAGUUGUAGUGAGUUGUCACAACAUGGUUUUGAGAAACACUGAUCCUACUGCCCACGCAGAAGUCGCUGCUAUAAGAGAGGCUUGCAAAAAGCUCAAUCAAAUUGAGCUCGCAGACUGUGAAAUCUAUGCAUC